AUGGGUGUGGGUGAGAAUGGGAGCUUCUUUGGCAGUAGAAAGGCAUCGCUUCCAGUGUCGCGUUCAGACUCAAACUCAAACCAAAAUGAAGGAGGCCUUCGCAGACGUCUUUCCUCUCUGUCUCUCAAGAUCCAGGGGUCUCCAGUGGUAGGCGGAGCUGCAUCGUAUUGGUCGUUUCCCAGAUCCAAGUCCCUCUCAUCCGUGGGCGACUAUGCGGGCACCUCUAUAAGGAAAUGGUGGGACUGGAGCUGGGCUUGGAUCCUCUCUAGGAAGCCGAUCUUUGCUUCGGAUCUCGAAAUGAACGACCAGGAAACCAAGCUCCUUGGCUCCCACAGCAAGGGCACUUGGAGACAUGUUAUCUAUAAGAUGCGCUCUGAGAUCAGACGAUUCAUCACUUCUGAUCACGCCACCCUUCCUCAAACCUACUCCGCAUCUCCACACUCCUCCUCCUUCCAAUAA
Molecule: messenger RNA, 459 nt
Organism: Sphenostylis stenocarpa
Lineage: Eukaryota; Viridiplantae; Streptophyta; Magnoliopsida; Fabales; Fabaceae
Source: the annotation of a GenBank genome assembly